ACUGAAAGGACGGUAACGCGGCGCGGCGCCUGUACGAGUCCCCACCCGAGAGCAUGGCGGCGACCGCGGCUGGGCUGGUGCGCACAAGAAGAGGCGGAAUGAAAACACAGCCCGGGAACUGGUGCCUUUAACCGUGAACAUCGGCUGCUUUAAAAACAGCUCGUUUUCUGUUUGCAGCUCCGACAUUGAUUCGGAGGCUUUGUUAGCCUAGCCAGAGCUACAGCCGCUGCACGACGUUAGUGAGGCACGGCGGUGAUUUAGGACGGUGUGGCUGAGCUCAGCAGCUGAUAAUAGAGCCCCGCACACCGCUGUAACCGUGCAGCCGCCCGGACUGCGGUGGAAGUCGAUGCCUGGUACAAACGAGACGAUGCACCGCUUCAUGUCCUCCGUGUUUUUAUCCGGGCAGCGCGGUUUUGCCUUUGUGCGCCACUUGUUUACUUCUCCGAGCUAAAGCGAGUAGCAGCAGCAGCAGUAUGGGAGUCACACGUUCCCGGCCACUGUAACUAUAAAACACAGCUUUGCCUUUUAAUCCUAGUUUUAAUGUUUUAGUGUUUUGUUUUUGUUUAUAUAAGAGCCAUGCGCGAGUAUAAAGUGGUGGUACUGGGCAGCGGCGGCGUGGGGAAGUCUGCCCUCACCGUGCAGUUCGUUACCGGCACCUUCAUCGAGAAGUACGACCCGACCAUCGAGGACUUUUAUCGCAAGGAGAUCGAGGUGGACUCGUCGCCUUCUGUGCUCGAGAUCCUGGACACGGCUGGGACCGAGCAGUUCGCCUCCAUGCGCGAUCUGUACAUUAAGAACGGCCAGGGCUUCAUCCUGGUCUACAGCCUGGUCAACCAGCAGAGCUUCCAGGAUAUCAAGCCCAUGAGGGAUCAGAUCAUCCGAGUGAAAAGGUAUGAGAAGGUGCCUGUGAUUCUGGUGGGGAAUAAGGUGGAUCUGGAGAGUGAGCGGGAGGUGUCGGUCAGCGAGGGGCAGGCUCUGGCUGAGGAAUGGGGCUGCCCCUUUAUUGAGACCUCGGCCAAGAGCAAGACCAUGGUGGACGAACUGUUUGCCGAGAUCGUUCGACAGAUGGACUACGCAGCACAGCCGGACAAAGAUGAUCCUUGCUGCUCAUCCUGCAAUAUACAAUAACCCUCUAUUAUGAGGACACACACACAGUAUACACACACAUGCAGGCACAGUCAUGACACACAUACAUGAAAAAAACAACACAAAUUUUAGGUGUUCUUCUUUUGGUGCAUCAUUUUCAUCAUAGUGUCAUUUAUUCUGGCUUAUAUGUCCAUGGUUAACAGGGCAAGUCAUGAGACUUUUAUCAUUUUAUAUGAUUGACUUUCUGAAACACAGAGAUGUGCACUGGCCUUAUGAUUGCUCUACUGGAGAUGGUGUCUGCUGUGCUCUGGGCCUUGUUAACCCUAUCUAACCUAGACUAUCUCUUUUUCAUAGUUUUUAGACCUAUUUUGGUUGUAUGGUUGUGGAUUUACUGACUGAGAGUUGUAUAGCAGAAUUACACCUCAACCAUAAGGAUGUUACACAACUUUGACACUACCAAAAAAAAAACUUUAAAAGGCCUUCUGGUGAUUUUUUUUUUUUUUUUUUGGUUCAUUAGUCUUCAGUUUGAGACUGUAGAUGGUAUUUUUCUUUCUUGAACAUCAGUGUGAUGGUGCUGUGUGUUAGUUGUGUUUUGUGUUCUUGGAAAUGUUACAAGACCACAAAAAGCCCAGAACUCAAUUGUACUGAAACAAGUGUUAUCCAGCCUUUGAAUUUCUGCUCCUAAAAGCUUUUGUUUGGUUAUAAGCUUAAGUUUUAGGUUUUACUUUCUUUACGAUUUACAUUAGCAGCAUUUAGCUGGCGCUUUUAUCCAAAGCGACUUAGUUAUGACAAUACAAUUUGAGCAAUUGAGGGUUAAGGGCCUUGCUCAGGGGCCCAAUAGUGGCAACUUGGCAGUGGUGGGGCUCAAACCGGCAUCCUUCUGAUUACUAGCCAGUACCUUAACGGCUGAGCUACCACUGCCCUUAUAUGGUGCCAUUAGACUCUGCUCUACUUGUACUAUUUCACCAUGGAGGAAUGAGAAGCAAACAUCAAACUCAUAAUAGCAGUAAUAGAAAUACAUGUGGACAUUGCCAGUUCCACUGCUUCCCCGUGAGACUGUGAACUAGAUGCAUGGCCAGAAACUGGUAAAUAGCCAGAAGCAACUGAGAUUAUUUGAAGCCGUUUUAAAGAGUUUGAGCCAAAACGACGAUCACUCCGGUCAGACCAGAGGAGCGAGGUGCUGUGUAUUCAUUGUUGAUUUUAUAUUUUUUUAUGUGAACAUUUACUCUCUCCCUUCCUGAAUGAAUGGUGACACUAUUUUAUUUAGCACCUGAAUAAAGUGUGUUCAACUCA
Trichomycterus rosablanca is the source of this 2379-nucleotide messenger RNA. RefSeq names its product ras-related protein Rap-2a. Lineage: Eukaryota; Metazoa; Chordata; Actinopteri; Siluriformes; Trichomycteridae. Gene Ontology annotation, biological process: negative regulation of cell migration; Rap protein signal transduction. Gene Ontology annotation, cellular component: plasma membrane. Gene Ontology annotation, molecular function: GDP binding; GTPase activity; GTP binding. The transcript has 2 exons. The record is from RefSeq and is a predicted model, not a curated record. Bases 577 to 1128 code for a protein of 183 amino acids.